Agrilus planipennis (emerald ash borer) is the source of this 1785-nucleotide messenger RNA. It is a transcript of the gene AP-1mu, whose product is annotated as AP-1 complex subunit mu-1. The transcript has 4 exons. Lineage: Eukaryota; Metazoa; Arthropoda; Insecta; Coleoptera; Buprestidae. Gene Ontology annotation, molecular function: clathrin-cargo adaptor activity. Bases 199 to 1467 code for a protein of 422 amino acids. The record is from RefSeq and is a predicted model, not a curated record. Gene Ontology annotation, cellular component: clathrin-coated vesicle; clathrin adaptor complex. Gene Ontology annotation, biological process: intracellular protein transport; vesicle-mediated transport.
UCAUAGUCGAACCUGUCAAUGUCAACAUACGUUGAUACGUGUAAGAGGUUUAUGGCUAUUCUAAUACUCUUCUGACAAACACCAUGGAAAAUUAAAUAUAGCCAUAUUUUCUAAAUAUAAGUAACAGUAUAACUUAAAAAUUACUUUUUAGUGCUUGCAAUAACUUCAGUUUAUCUAUUUGGUAUUUACUACAUCACGAUGUCUUCCUCAGCGAUUUAUAUAUUAGACGUCAAAGGAAAGGUAUUAAUCUCUCGCAACUAUAGGGGCGAUAUCGAUUUGGGAGUCAUUGAGAAAUUUAUGCCCCUUUUAAUGGAAAAGGAAGAAGAAGGAUUAUUAACACCUAUAUUACAGACAUCAGAAUGUACCUUUGCGUACAUUAAAACCAACAAUUUGUAUCUAGUUAGCACAACAAAGAAGAAUGCAAAUAUUGCUCUAGUAUUUGUGUUUUUACACAAAGUAGUACAAGUAAUGACAGAGUACUUCAAGGAAUUAGAAGAGGAGAGCAUUAGAGAUAAUUUUGUAGUCAUUUAUGAAUUGUUAGAUGAGUUGCUUGAUUUUGGCUAUCCUCAGACUACAGAUAGCAAAAUCUUACAAGAAUAUAUAACUCAAGAAGGCCAUAAAUUAGAAAUUCAGCCGAGAAUACCUAUGGCUGUAACAAAUGCAGUUUCAUGGAGGUCUGAGGGUAUUAAAUAUAGGAAAAAUGAAGUAUUUUUGGAUGUUAUUGAGUCUGUCAAUUUGUUAGCUAAUGCUAAUGGAAAUGUUCUUCGAAGUGAAAUUGUUGGAGCCAUUAAAAUGAGAGUAUAUUUAUCAGGAAUGCCUGAACUACGUCUUGGACUAAAUGAUAAAGUUCUUUUUGAAAGUACUGGCAGAGGAAAGUCUAAAUCAGUAGAAUUAGAAGAUGUAAAAUUUCAUCAGUGUGUAAGAUUAUCAAGAUUUGAAAAUGAUAGAACAAUUUCAUUUAUACCACCUGAUGGUGAAUUUGAACUGAUGUCCUACCGAUUAAACACACAUGUGAAACCACUUAUUUGGAUAGAGUCAGUGAUAGAAAGACAUGCCCAUAGUAGAGUAGAAUACAUGAUAAAAGCCAAAUCUCAGUUUAAAAGAAGGUCUACUGCAAAUAAUGUUGAAAUUGUCAUUCCUGUGCCAGGUGAUGCAGAUUCUCCCAAAUUCAAGACAACAGUUGGCAGUGUAAAAUAUGCGCCAGAGCAGAGUGCUAUAACAUGGACCAUUAAAUCAUUUCCAGGGGGAAAAGAAUAUCUUAUGCGUGCUCAUUUUGGAUUGCCUAGUGUUGAAUGUGAAGAUAAUGAGGGUAAACCUCCUAUUCAAGUUCGAUUUGAAAUACCUUACUUUACAACAUCUGGAAUUCAGGUUCGCUACCUUAAAAUUAUAGAAAAAAGUGGUUACCAAGCACUUCCCUGGGUGAGAUAUAUAACACAGAAUGGAGAUUAUCAGUUACGUACCAACUAACAUUAAUCUUGAGGAUUUUACAAUAAAGGAAAGUAUAUUUUUAACUUUUGACAAGCAUUUGCUCUAUGUUUACAUAAAACUUAACAUUAGGUAAGAUUUGUGUUCUAUAUUUGUUAUGAAAUCAUUAAUGUAGACAAGUAGUAAUCUGUAUAAGACUAUCUACAUUUUGCAUUCAAAAUAGAAUAAUGCACAAAAACCGGCCUUUUUUCAGUCCAUGUUUAUUAUAAAUCACAAAGUAUUAGUAAAAGUAAUGUAACUUAAAAUGUAACAGUUGCUUUAACUUUACCUAAAGUAAUUAAAUUUAUUAUUUUACAUCAA